AUGCCGCCUCCAAAUCUUGCCCUCCGCCAGAUCCCCUCCUCCAUCCUCGACCAGCUUUCCCUCCCUCACCCUGCCGGCACCGGUCCCAGCGACUCGACGCCCAUCCUCCCCCGCCAAAACUCUGACCCCGAAGUCAUUGUGCCCGCGACCUAUGGCGGCACCAAUAGCGGCCUCGAGCCCGCCGCCGUGGCCGGCAUCACCCUCGGCGCCGUAGCCGGCUUUCUCCUUCUCGUCUACGUCCUGUACAUGUGCGCCAAUGGCGUCGGGCCCAGCGCAGACUACCGCUCCUCGACCUACGGCGCCUCUACGCUCUCCGUGCGCCACCGCUCGCGCAGCCGCGCCCACCGCCAUCAGAGCCGCGGUCCAAGUCGUGCGCGCGUCGUCGCUACUGAGAGAGUCAGGGUCAGAGAGAGCGGGGUGGGCACGCCGUUUGUGGUCGACGCCGAACCAGUUCCCAUGCGGGAGAGGACGCGAUCGGUCAGCAGGGCGCCGCCUCCGCCGCGGGUAGUCGAUGACGACGAUGACGAGGUUGUUGUCAUUGAGGAGCACACGCCGCCGAGGAGGAGCCGCAGACACAGCCGGAGAGGGAGCGGAGCGUAUGAUGAUCGGAGGAGAAGUCGGGACUACUAG
Messenger RNA from Verticillium alfalfae VaMs.102, 630 nucleotides. RefSeq lists its product with no specific name. The transcript has a single exon. NCBI's taxonomy places the organism in Eukaryota, Fungi, Ascomycota, Sordariomycetes, Glomerellales, Plectosphaerellaceae. The coding region runs from base 1 to 630 and encodes 209 amino acids. The record is from RefSeq and is a predicted model, not a curated record.